Molecule: messenger RNA, 1255 nt
Organism: Marasmius oreades (fairy-ring Marasmius)
Lineage: Eukaryota; Fungi; Basidiomycota; Agaricomycetes; Agaricales; Marasmiaceae
Exons: 4
Coding region: 83-1093 (336 amino acids)
Source: RefSeq, a predicted model, not a curated record
CUUUUUCUUGUUCUUCACUCCCACCGUAGCGUAGCGGGACUGCGCUUUUUAAAUCCACCUUUCCUUCUCAGGCAGAUCCACCAUGCCUCGUCUUCGUGUCUCUGCAGGUUCAGAUCCCAACGCCCUCGCCGAUAUCACCAAUCUUGUCAACACGAACAAGCCAAGCACCAUCGCUUCUGAUCUUUUCGACGGAAAGAUAGUCGUCAAUAUCAAGGGAUUUACGACCGAGGACGGGGAACCUGGCUCUAGUGCCUACUUUGAUCAGGAUGAGAGACAAGGGAUUACUUGGAGUUUUCAAGUACAAGGACGAUUCUUGAAGAAUUACUCUGCGGAUGACGUUUUGUUUGGAAAUACAUUUGAUCGACCACUACAACUACCUUGGGGCUCUGGCGCAGCACUCAAGUUCAUGAAUUUUGUCGAUCCAACGCUUGAGCACGAUUUGACAUCAUCAACCAAACCUUGGGCCUUAUCACCUCUGAUAUCUACCAUGCCCCAUUUCAUGCAUACCAGAAUAUGUGGCGGUUCACCCGGAUCAUCGCCUUCCUCAUCAACUUCUUCGCUAGAACUACCGAGCAUGCCACCUAAAUUCCCGCCUAGUCAUCCCAUCGCCGAUGAUAACUCCAUGCUACAUCUCGCUCACGUACCCUCCGAGUGGAGCCCCUCGUCAUCUCCUUCGUCGUCGUCAUCUUCAUUGUCAUCAACCCACUCCUAUAGCUCUGUCAAGUCCAACAAGUCUAGGUUAUCGUUAAAGUACAAGAAUCUGAAACGAGGAGGUGGGAGCCGUAGCAACCAGGGUCCUAUCAACCUGCAGAAUGCGAGUCAGAGGAGAACGUAUUUCAGUUCACCUGAAAAUAGACGGUCUGUCAUGUUUGGAUCUAAGGACAUCAUCUCGAUCGAUUUCUGUUACGGAUUCCUCGAGUUUAGCCCUACGAUUUCGUUGAGGCUUCCUGGGGGGCUGUCGUUUGAUCUUAUGCGGUAUUGGGACGGGCAACCGGUUAGAUUUGUUUGUUGUGAAAGGAAGCGACCGGGAGAUGAAGGUACGGAACCUUGGGGGAGGAUUUUGUGGUGUGUUGUUAUCGAUUUAUGUGAUUAAAUGAAGGAAGGUUUGUACUUGGACUUGGGACUUCCAUGCGUUACUGUAGUACUCGCAACUUGUAGCUACUAGUAGAAGCUAGAACACACAUUCGUCAUAUGCAACAUCGUCGGUUCUCUUACCACUGUCGUGUUCCAUAUUCUGCACACUAGUACCAGCUCC